Pimephales promelas (fathead minnow) is the source of this 1456-nucleotide messenger RNA. NCBI's taxonomy places the organism in Eukaryota, Metazoa, Chordata, Actinopteri, Cypriniformes, Leuciscidae. The record is from RefSeq and is a predicted model, not a curated record.
CCUCGGGUGAAGUUUGUCGGAAUCAGAUCCAAGUUUGCUAUUUUCAGCAUUUGCUACCAAAGGAGCUGAAAUGGUUCUUCAGCGCAGCAUCUCUCUGCUAAUGCUCCUCUGUUCAUCUCCACUUGUGUUCGCUGCUGGUAACUCCACUAACUCCACAGAGGCAUGUGACCGUCGCUGUCUGGCGAACUCUCUGGUUGAAAAAGAACUGUUCAGCCCGCCACAGGAUGAUAACUGUACCAUCGUAGUCAACAUCACUUCCAUAAUAUAUCAGAUGUUGUCUUUUGAUACAAAGGCCAUGGAAAUGACCAGCCGUAUCAAGAUAAAUAUGGAAUGGAUGGACCCUGAUCUUGGAUGGAUGCAUAAGAGAUAUAAAUUUUCAACAAUUGUUUUACCUGUUGAUAAAAUCUGGAUUCCUGGGCUAGUUUUGGAGAAUUCAGUCGACGUGACCGUGGAGCCGUACUCUAAAGAUGUGCAGGUGAGGAGGGAUGGGACUGUGACCCAUGCGGUGGUUUUGUUCACGACGGUGAGCUGUGAAAUCAACCUAUUCAGCUACCCCUUUGUGACUGGGACAUGCCCUGUGGCCAUCAAUGGAUGGAGCCAGAAAUCUUGUGAGCUCAAACUCCAGAUUUCUGAUAAUGUGUCUUCGAUUGCCAGUUCGGGAGGAGAAUGGCAGACUUCGAACGUCAUCAAACAUGUGGAUCCAUCACAGCGUGUUUAUCUCGAAGUGGAAUUGUCUAUUAACGCCUUCGGUGCUGUUGUGACCCUGAUCCUGCCCAGUGUGUUAAUAAUGCUGGCUGACCUGGUGAGCUUUGCUCUGCCAUUUGAAGGAGGGGAACGCAACUCUUUUAAGGUCACCUUGGUCCUGAGCUUCACCAUGUUCCUCCUCAUCCUCAACGACCACCUGCCCAACGGGGGCAACUGCAGCCCCCUCCUCCACUAUCACUUCAGCUUCUGUCUGGUGUGUCUGGUUGUGAGUAUGCUGACGUCUAUAGUGUUGACACGUCUGUCUGUAGAGGACAGCUUCCUUCUGUGUAGACGACGCUCCGCCAAGGUUCAUCCAUCAAACAACAGCAAAACACAACAUGACAGCCUGGAUCAGGAGAAAGAUAUUGGUGUGAUUACAACACAGUCUGGUGAUCUGGCUUCAGAGGUGGCUUCCCUCCAGAAAAUAGCGAACUUUUUGGAGAACUUGGAGAAAGGAGAAGAGGAGAAACAGAGGAAAGUGGCCUUUGCUUACCGCCUAGACCGAUUCUGCUAUGCGUUUUUUCAAAGCAUCUACAUAAUUUAUGUCAUAAUCAUUAUUAGUAUCACCCAGACAGAUAUUUGUAAGGUUAAUAAUCUAGACUUCUGGGAUAAUUCUGACCAUGGAGAUGACGACUAUGACUACACUCCACUGUAGUUUAAACAUAACCUCUCAGACCGGCUCUGUUUACUGCACGUCAUCUGUAGAAAACUG